Molecule: messenger RNA, 2232 nt
Organism: Miscanthus lutarioriparius
Lineage: Eukaryota; Viridiplantae; Streptophyta; Magnoliopsida; Poales; Poaceae
Source: the annotation of a GenBank genome assembly
AUGGCUUCAUUGGUGCCCGGUGUCCUCGUGAAGCUCCUUCAGCAUAUGAACACGGAUGUAAAAGUCUCCGGCGAGCAUCGGUCCUCGCUCCUUCAGGUUGUCAGCAUUGUCCCAGCGCUCGCCGGGAGAGAUCUUUUCACCAACCAAGGGUUCUACCUCAAGGUGUCGGAUUCAUCCCAUGCGACCUAUGUUUCCCUUCCAGAGGAACAGCAUGAUCUCAUCUUGAGCGACAAGAUUCAGCUGGGCCAGUUCAUCCAUGUGGACCGUCUAGAGGCAGCCACUCCUGUUCCCAUCCUUAGAGGAGUCCGUCCAGUUCCUGGUCGCCAUGCUUGUGUUGGCACCCCUGAGGAUCUUGUGGUGACCAGCUCCUCCAAUUUCCAUGGCAGCAAGAAGGCGCCGCCACCAAAUGGAAUGAAGGAUGCCAGCAUCUUGUCACUAGAAAAGGAAACGAGCAAAUUGGAGAAAAUAAAUGCUUCGCGCAAGCCUACUGGGGCGGAAAAUAAGAAGCCGAUGCUCACCAAAUCAAACUCUUCACUGUCAAGACAAGCUUUGAAUGGGAUUGGUGAUAAGAAGGAAGCAGUUAAAUCAAAGGUGAAGCCAGCUAUUACUAGGUCGACACCUUCAUCACCAACCAGUGUCUAUUCUCUACCUGCAUCAUUCGACAGAUUCUCUAAUGAUCUGAAACAGAGGAACAAAGUAAAAGGAGCAGAGAAAGCUUCAUCUUCUAGGCUUUCCUUGUUAGAAAAGGCUGCUUCUGUUUUGAAGGCUACUAGUGCCGGGAGAAAGUCCUUUGCUGGCAAUUCAAUCAGUAGCUCUGUGUUGAGUAUUGGAUCAGGGCCAAAGGCCUUGAGAAGAAGCUGGGAAGGAAACACGGAUAUUAAAGGAAAAGGCAAUUCAGAAUCAAAGAUAUCCAAACCUGACAGGAAGUCUGAUAACAAGAUCCCAAUGACUCCUAGACGAAAAUCACUGGUGGAUGAGAAGGUGCCACAUAAAGAUGAUAGUCAGAAAGCUGCUAGGAAGAGCACCGCAAGUGCUCCCUCAGAUGACGUUGACAAAGCAGUUAAGAAGCAUAUUCCUACUGUAAAGAGAACUUCUGGGGUUUUAGGAAACUCAAAUGUUACAAAUCUAGUGAAGAUUCCUCCCAACAGCAAAAAACUAACAGAUAUUAGCACUUCAUGGACAUCACUCCCUCCAUCACUUGCCAAACUAGGAAAGGAGCUUCUGAAGUACAGGGAAUCAGCACAAAUAGCUGCUGUUGAAGCCAUGCAAGAAGCUUCCGCUGCAGAGGGCUUGCUCAGAUGUUUGAGCUCGUACGCGGAGGUGAGCUCCACGGCGGAGGAGCCGAACCCGCAGCCAGCCGUAGAGCAGUUCCUCACCCUCCACGCCGCGCUUUCGCGCGCCACAGUGAUCACCGACACCCUCACCAAGUGUGCCACAUCUGCAGCCUCGCCAGAUUGCUCGGCAGCCAGCGACGCUGGAACAGUGGGAUCCGCUACCGACGAGGAGGCGGCUGCCAUCACAGCCGAGCGCCGACGCCGAGCUACGUCCUGGAUGAGCGCCGCUCUCGCUACGGACCUGUCCGCCUUCGGCAUCUACAACCUCAAACCGGCCCCUGCCACCAUCUCCUUGCCGCUGGCCGUGGUCGUCGUCGACGAGUCCGCGAAGCCGGCGGCGGCCGCGGCCACGGCAACGAAAUCAUCGCCGUCCCCCAAGUCGCGGCUGUCCCCCCUGAAGGGGAAGGCGAGGACGGGCACUGCGGCGGCCACAGCGGCGCUGACGACGACGGCCGCGCCGCCGGAGUGGGAGAGGGGAGGAGGCGCCGAGGAGAGGGGCGAGCUGGCGAAGCGGCUCGGAGAGGAGUCAAGGGGCUGGUUCCUCGGCUUCGUGGAGCGGUUCCUGGACGCCGACGUGGCGGCGUCGGCGCCGUGGGACCGCGAGCGCGCGGCCAGGAUGCUCCCGCAGCUAAAGCGCGUCAACGACUGGCUCGGCGAGAUCGGGAAGCGAAGCGAGGCUCCGUCGCUGCCGCGGGCAGACGCGGACGGUGAGGCGACCGCCGCGAGCACCGCCCCUGUCCCCGCGAACGGCGGCUGCGGCGUACCUGAGGAGACGAUAGAGCGGCUAAGAAAGAAGAUCUACGAGUAUCUACUCACCAAUGUCGACUCUGCCGCCGCAAUGCUCGGAGGUGGCGGAGGCGGCGGGGCGGCCGCGCCGACGAACGGGAAAAAGGGGUGA